GCGUCAUUUCCGGGGUAUCCCAACUGAAUAUGGAGAAAAAGAAAAAUUGUGAAAUUCUAUUUUCAAAUGCUCAGAAAGAUGAAUCGAUUGAUAAUUACACUGAGUACAUAGUUGCAGCAUGUGAACAGCUUAAAACUUACAAUUCAAAAGAGGAAAUUAAACUUUUAAAUGAGAGACUAGGGCUAGCCUUCAACAACAGGGGGCUGGCCAAGUACAAACACGUGGAUUUUGAAGAUGCUAUCAAAGACUAUUCUAGUGCCCUUAUAUAUAAACCAAAAUGGCCAGUUGCACUGUAUAAUAGGGGUCUUAUCCAUUAUAGGCUAGGGAGAUUCAAAAAUGCAGCAGUUGACUUGGAAACUGCUUUUGCAAUAGACCCCAACUUUGCCGAUGUGAAGAAAUGCCUUGAACAUUGUUAUAACAGUAUCAAUGAGGGAAAAUGUUGAUGCUGCAAGGUCUACUUCUGGACAGAAUUCCAGUAAUGGUUAACAGAUACUGUAUUUGUCUUUAAUUUGGCAAGCGUUUUAAAGGAUGAGUGGCUUUAAGACCCUAUAAUUAGGCCCCAAGAUAUUUAGAAAAAUUGUACAGGAUAUCAAAGAAGAGACUUUGUUUGACAACCAGAUCCAAAAAUUAGGUCAUUCUGACAUUUAUAUUUCAAAAUAUAGGUCAUUCUAUUAACUUGUAUAAAAUGACAUUUUCAAGGAAAAAUCACUUUUUUCACAUCAUUAUUGUCAAUGUUUCUAUUUAUUAUCAAAGUAAUCAUUAUUUUCAGUCAUUUAAGACUUUAAUUGAUCCUGUUGCCAUUAUCUUACAUAAUAGUGACAAA
This is a messenger RNA of Owenia fusiformis, 823 nucleotides long. The record is from the annotation of a GenBank genome assembly. NCBI's taxonomy places the organism in Eukaryota, Metazoa, Annelida, Polychaeta, Sabellida, Oweniidae.